Gloeophyllum trabeum ATCC 11539 is the source of this 1524-nucleotide messenger RNA. Its product is annotated as UTP--glucose-1-phosphate uridylyltransferase. The record is from RefSeq and is a predicted model, not a curated record. Lineage: Eukaryota; Fungi; Basidiomycota; Agaricomycetes; Gloeophyllales; Gloeophyllaceae. Gene Ontology annotation, molecular function: UTP:glucose-1-phosphate uridylyltransferase activity. Bases 1 to 1524 code for a protein of 507 amino acids. Gene Ontology annotation, biological process: glycogen metabolic process; UDP-alpha-D-glucose metabolic process. The transcript is spliced from 13 exons. Gene Ontology annotation, cellular component: cytoplasm.
AUGAUUCAACUAAGCACUCUCCUCCCUCUCCUGCGUUUCAGACGCCGGCUGCGACCCAGCAGGGACGCCGCCAGCGUGAGCGAUGCAGGAGAUGUUCAAGACGGCGAGAGGACUAUGCGCAGGGAGGUGAAGAAACUUGUGGCGACGGUCCCUGACGCAAGCUCCAGAAAGGCUUUUGACAAGGAAAUGAAAUCUUUCCUUGCUUUACAUGACCGCUACUUGACAGAGCGGUCAAGACAUCGAGAGCUUGACUGGAAUCAGAUUGACAUUCCCUCCAAAGAGCAAAUUAUCCCAUACGACAACUUACCGCAGGUAUGGGACACCAAGGUCCUGCACAAACUCGCAGUCCUCAAAUUCAAUGGCGGAUUAGGAACUUCCAUGGGUAUGUCGGGAGCGAAAAGCGCGCUGGAAGUAAAAGACGGCCAGUCUUUCCUGGAUCUUACCGUGCGCCAAGUCGAGCAGUUCAACAUCGCGCACUGCGUCGAUGUGCCGCUGCUGCUCAUGACCUCCUUCAAUACGCACGAGGACUCCCUCCGCAUAACCAAGAAAUACGCGAACAGCAGGCUGCGAAUAAUCACCUUCAACCAAUCGCGAUAUCCGCGUAUACUCGAAGACACUAUGCUGCCAUUACCGCAAUCUGCGGAUGACGACAAUAAGGCAUGGUAUCCGCCAGGGCAUGGCGAUAUCUACUACGCAUUGGCCCAGUCUGGCGUCCUUGAUCAGUUGCUGAAAGAGGGGAAGGAAUACCUGUUCAUAUCCAACUCCGAUAAUGUGGGGGCAACUGUCGAUCUUCCUAUUUUGCAACACAUGGCCGACUCCCAGGCAGAUUUCAUUAUGGAAGUGACCAACAAAACAAAGGCCGAUAUUAAGGGCGGGACUCUGAUCGACUAUGAUAAUUCCUUACGCCUGCUCGAGAUUGCGCAAGUACCCGCAGAACACGUAGAAGACUUCAAAUCCGUCUCAAUGUUCAGGAUAUUCAACACGAACAAUCUGUGGAUCAACUUAAAGGCCCUGAAACGGGUGCUAGCCAACGGCGGCAUGGAACUCGACAUCAUCGUCAACCCCAAAGUCACCGGGGACGGUCAGUCCGUGAUCCAGUUGGAGACAGCAGCGGGCGCCGCAAUCAAGCACUUCGACAACGCGCUGGCCAUCAACGUCCCCCGCACGCGCUUCCUACCCGUGAAGAGCUGCUCCGACCUGCUCCUCCUCAGGAGCGACCUCUACACACUGCGGAACGGACAGCUCGUAGCGAACACAGCCCGCAUGUUCGAGACCAUGCCGGUCAUUACCCUUGGGGACAAGUUCAAGAAGAUCGAGGACUUCCAGAAACGCUUCAAGAACAUCCCGAGUCUGCUCGAGCUCGACCACCUGAGCGUCGCUGGAGACGUGUACUUCGGCCGGAACGUCACCUUGAAAGGCACAGUCAUCAUCGUGGCCAACGACGGACAGCGCAUAAACAUUCCCGACGGAUCCACGCUCGAGAACCGUCUGAUUACCGGAAACUUCACUGUCAUCGACCUUUGA